Messenger RNA from Impatiens glandulifera, 2156 nucleotides. RefSeq lists its product as uncharacterized. The coding region runs from base 135 to 1556 and encodes 473 amino acids. The record is from RefSeq and is a predicted model, not a curated record. NCBI's taxonomy places the organism in Eukaryota, Viridiplantae, Streptophyta, Magnoliopsida, Ericales, Balsaminaceae. The transcript is spliced from 7 exons.
UAUCAAUAUUCAGAGUUUGAAAACGGAAUUCACCGGAGUUCCGCCGGCAGACUCUGUUACUAAAAGAAGCGUAUACUAUCUUGUAACAGUAAAGCGUCAAUCUUUGAUCGCCAAUUUGUAUUCUUCUCGAUCUGAUGGUUGUUGUCGAGGCCUGCAAGAUUGGCCUCUCCCAAUCCCCUUCUCUUUCCCUUCUUCAGGUCUCUUCCAUGAUCGUCGAUCCCUACUCCUCCUCUCUUGCUCUUAUGCACCCAGAUUCCACAUUUUCCCUCUACCCAUCUCUCUCCCCUUUUUCUUUAACUUCCCCUUCUCUUCCUCCUCCACAAACCCUAAUCCGCUACCAUUCCGCCGCCGCUUUUGUCCGACUCCAGAGUUCUAACCCUAAUUCUACUCCCCGCUCAGUCUUCGUCGCCUCCGGACCACACCGUGGCGGCGCCUCUGUGCACUUGAAUUUCUGGAUCCUCCGGGGUUCUCAAUCAUUCAUCAGAACUAACAUAAUUUGCAAUCAGAAGGGACUUGAAUUUGAAGGUAGUAAAACUGGGGUUGUUUUCAAUGUGAAUCAUGGAGUUUCUAUCAAGCUUGUUGGGUCGAUUAAUGUUUUCGCGAUGUACUCGGUUUCAAAUGCGAAAAUUUGGAUAUUUGCUUUGAAGUUUGUGGGAGGUAACGAUGAUGAUGAUGAUGAUGAUGCCGUGACUCUGAAGCUGAUGAAGUGUGCUGUCGUCGACUGUAGCAUGCCUGUUUUUACAAUUAAUAUCUCUUUCGGAUUCCUAAUCUUAGGGGAAGAAAAUGGGGUCAGAGUUUUAAAUUUGAGGCAGCUUGUUGAAGGUGGAGGUAGGAAACAACAAUCACAGCAGAGGAAAAUAUACAAUGCUGGAUUGUCUUUACCAAAUGGGUUGAGGCUUGGAAGUUCAGUGAAUCAAUCAAAACCUCUGUCCUCCAAUGGUUAUCUUGAAGGAAAGGUUGAAAAAGGGGGUGAACAUGUAAAACCUAAGAUGGUGAAGCUUAGACAAGAGUCCAGUGAAGCGUACAUUUCGUUUGUGGAGCUUAAGAGCAAGGAAGUGGAAAGCAAUGGUAGUCUCAAGAAAACAGUGACUUCAUCAGCUAAAGCAAUUUCUAUACAGACACUAUCCUCAAAUAAGUUUCUUGUACUCGACUCUACUGGAGAUUUACAUAUGUUAUGCCUUCCUAAAUCAGCUCAUGGAUCUAAACUUUCUUGUUAUGUGAAGCCCAUAUCCUAUAACAUUAAAGUUAAAAAAAUGGCCGUUCUUCCAGAUGUUACUAAAGGAACACGUGUCGUUUGGGUUUCAGACGGACACUAUACCUUGCACAGGGUUGAGGUUGGUAGUGAUCCUUCUGAUAAUGAAAGUGAAGAAAAGGAAGAAAAUAAGGAUGAGGAAGGGGAACAGGAAGAUGAAGAUGAAGAGGAGGAGGAGGUGGUUCAAGUAUCAGCUAGUCAAGUGAUUUUCAACAGUGAAGGGAUUCAGGACAUUGUUCCUUUUACCACCAGCUCGAUAUUGGUUCUUGGACAGGGAAAUAUAUUCGCAUAUGCAAUUAACUAAUGGCAUCUCAUGAUUCUCUAUUACGGUUUUGGAGUCAUUUGGUCUGUCAAUCCCCGGAUUCUGUUUACUGGUUUCAUUUGUUCUUGAGCUUCAUUUGUCUUAUCAAAGUGCAGUUUUGAGUAUGCUACUGUCCUUGAAGGCAGAAACGGAGUCUAAAUGAGGAUCAGUUGGAUGCUCUCUUGAUGAACUUUGAGAACCUGAGCAUCAUGGAAUCUUUUUCAACUAUUCAAGCCACGAUUGUUCCUCAGCCUGUUUCAUUGGACCCGCCUGGUUAUGCCUGAAGACACUAAACUAAAUUAACUUACUGGGCAACCAGUUCAGUACAGAUUUGGUGUGGGGCUUUAUGCUUCCUUGUUGUUGGGUGACAGAAUACAGAGUUAUUACGAUGGCUUGCAUGAAGUCACGAGGUAGCUUUUUGUAAAAACAUGUGAUUGGAUGGAUAUUUAUUUGAUUUUUAUAACUUUGAUAGUUGUUUGUUUAUGUGGACAUGCGAUAUUUCUUACUGUUUUUUAGACCUUUAAAUAUUGGAAUCUUUAUGUUUUAAGACAUUUGAAUGGUGAUAAUUUCUUUUGUACAAGAGACAUGAAUCUAAUACACACU